Messenger RNA from Tauraco erythrolophus (red-crested turaco), 765 nucleotides. The record is from RefSeq and is a predicted model, not a curated record. Lineage: Eukaryota; Metazoa; Chordata; Aves; Musophagiformes; Musophagidae.
GCUCUGGACCUGUGCGUGCAGCUCCUGGAGAUGGGAGAGACGGCUCUGAUUGUGUCAGACGCAAAGUACUGCUACGGCGCUCAGGGCAGGAGCCCUGACAUCCCACCCAAUGCGGCCCUCACCCUGGAGGUGGAGCUGCUGGCGGCUCGGUUGCUCAGCGGGAAGCAGAAGAUAGAGCUGGCCAACCGCAAGCGGGAGCGUGGCAACUUCUUCUACCAGCAGGCAGAUUACGUGCUGGCCAUCAAUUCCUACGACAUCGCCCUCAAGGUCAUCAGCUCCAGCUCGAAAGUUGACUUCAGCCCAGACGAGGAGGCCGAGCUGCUGGAUGUGAAGGUGAAAUGUCUCAACAACCUGGCAGCCUCUCAGCUUAAAUUGGACCAUUACGAGGCGGCCCUUAAGUCCUGUAACCUCGUCCUGGAGCACCAGCCAGGGAACAUCAAAGCUCUCUUCCGAAAGGGCAAGGUCCUGGCUCAGCAGGGCGAAUACAGAGAGGCCAUCCCCAUCCUAAAGGCAGCGUUGAAGCUGGAGCCCUCAAACCAGACCAUCCACGCUGAGCUCUCCAAGCUGGUGAAGAAGCACGCGGACCAGAAGAACGUGGAGACAGAGAUGUACAGGAAGAUGCUCGGGAAUCCCAGCGCCGCCAGCGCCCCGGGGAAGUGCAAAGACAAGCUGCCCUGGUCCAUCCCCUGGAAGUGGCUCUUCGGUGCAACAGCCAUCGCGCUCGGCGGCGUGGCCUUGUCCGUGGUCAUCGCAGCAAGGAACUAA